AUGGGAGCUUGGACCAUAUUUGCUCUCAUCGUCAUCAACAAGGCUGGUGGUUUGGUUUACAACAAAAACUUCCACGAUGGCCUCAAACAGAUCAGCACAAAUGAAUAUUUAGUCCUUGCUGGAACCUUUCACGGUGUUCAUGCAAUCACCUCCCGUCUCAACCCAGUCAACAAUAUACCAGAAGCAACGCCUCCAGGUAGCAGACCAGAACCACCAUCCGGUCUGGAAGUGCUCGAGACAGAAAACUUUCGCAUGCAGUGCUUCAACACCAUGACAGGCACAAAGUUCCUCCUCUUCACCGACACAACACAGGCAAACGUUGAUGUCACUAUCCGGAAGAUCUACGAUCUCUACUCCGAUUAUGUCAUGAAGAACCCUUUUUAUUCUCUAGAGAUGCCUAUUCGCUGCGACAUCUUUGACCGGAAACUACUAUCAUACAUCAGGGAGAUCAACAACCGAUAG
Fusarium poae is the source of this 462-nucleotide messenger RNA. RefSeq lists its product as uncharacterized. NCBI's taxonomy places the organism in Eukaryota, Fungi, Ascomycota, Sordariomycetes, Hypocreales, Nectriaceae. Bases 1 to 462 code for a protein of 153 amino acids. The transcript has 3 exons. The record is from RefSeq and is a predicted model, not a curated record. Gene Ontology annotation, cellular component: TRAPP complex. Gene Ontology annotation, biological process: endoplasmic reticulum to Golgi vesicle-mediated transport.